AAACUAUUAAUCAUAUCAAUGUUUACGAACAAUCUAAUAUAAAUAAUAAAUAUAAAUAUAUUAUAAUGGAUGAGCCAAACGAACCCACUUCUUUGUUAGUCAACGAAAAUGAAAAUAAUAAUUUAAAUAAUAAUAACAAUAAUAAUAAUAAUAAUAAAAAUAAUAAUAAUAAUAAUAAUAAUGGGCCUAAUAGUAAUAAUACAAAUAUAAAUAAGGAUGGUGGGAACCACUUUGUUGGGCCGGCAUCAUUACCAACAUCAUUUUCACAUAUAAAUCAAAGAGCUUAUAAUAUAAAUAGAAAUAGUAGAAAUAAUAAUAAUAAUCUAAAUAAUAAUAAUAAUUUAAAUAGUAGUAUAAAUUUAAAUAAUAGUAUAAAUAACAAUAAUAAUGUAAAUCAAGAAAAUGAUCAAUUAUUAUCACAAUGGGAUAAAUCAUUAAAUAAUAAUUAUAAUAUAAAACAUAAUAAUAGUUAUAAGAAUUUUGAUAAUAGUUAUGAAUAUAUAAAUAAAAAUAAAGUUUUUUUAAGAACGAAAAAGAAAUGGAAUUUUAGAAAAAAGAUACUACCAAUGAUUGUUUUUAUUGCAAUUACAUUAAUUGUGGUAUUUUUAGUGGUUUUCAGUUUACCAUACGAUAGCAAUAAUACAAUUUUUAAUAAAUCGCCAUUUUACAUCAAAGAAGACGAUAUACUUUUAGAAAUGGCCCUUAAAGCUAGGGAAAACCUUUUAAAAACCCACGGUAACCAGACUAUAAGUAAAUUAGAUUUUGCGAUUUUACUAGCAAACCCAAUUGGUUCUUGGUCAAUUGCAACUUUUAAUGGUAAGAAUAGUUCCUCACCACAAGAAUGUGUAUUUCUACCAAUUUUAGCUGCUGGAGUAAAUUGGUGUUUAAAUCAAGGUAAUGACCCUCAUUGUUUAAAUAUGGCUGCAGGUCCAAUGAUGAAUGAUAUGAGCUCAGUUCAUGCAGGUAUUUUAGUCGAUAUUAUUACAGGUGCCCCAAAUAAACAAUUUACAUCACCAAAUAGCACAGAUUUCCAAUCUUUUUUAAAAAAAAGAAAAUCAAUUGAAGACUUUUUAAAUUCAAAUGAUUUAUUAGGAAACCAAACCAUUAUAAAUAAAUUUUAUCCAUCAAAUUCUGGUUCAACUGCUACAUGGGGCGAAGGAAUGGCAGAAAACAUUUUUGGCGAAAACUUAAUGACACCUUAUGAAUCGGCAUUGUUAAUGUUAUAUUUAAUUAGAUCAGGUAUUUUAACAGACGGACAAUCAUACAUGUCGGAUUUAAUUUCAAGACAAACGUUUUCACCUUAUACAUCGAUUGGAUUUGGAUUGCCACCAGGUACUGUAUUGCACUCGGUAAUGGGAACAUCUAAAGAAGAUGUUAAUGAAAUUGCACAUUUCGUUUUACCAAAUGGUAAUGAAAUGAUAUUUGCAGUCUUUUCAAAUGGUUAUCAAAACAAUGGCAAAUCUCCAUAUCAAGCAUCUAUUUUGGGUAUGUUUGCAGGUGAUGUUAUUCGAUUUUUAGGUUUAGACAAUGGGAAUCCACCAAAGAUAGUAAUGACCUCAAGUGAACCAAACUGCACAAAAAAUGGAUCAUGGAAAGAAGGAAAAUCACCACAAGCUUACAAUGGCACCUAUUACUAUGUUAACGGUACCCUAACACCCACCGGCGGAGUUUUACCAACCUCAAAUUUUAUAUGGACUUUUAACAUCACCGAAUCUGGCCUCUAUGAACUCUGUGUUUGGUUUCCUGGUGGUCAAAACCAUGGUAUUGUAACCUAUCAAGUACAACCAGGCGAUGGCUUAAUCUAUUACUUUCAAAUUAAUCAAGCUCAUUAUGGCGCAAGAUGGAUACUUUUAGAUAGUUUUUAUUUGGUAGAGGGUAAUCAAGCUAUUAUAUCAAUUAGUAAUCUAAAGAUAGCUAGUGAUAAAAUUAUAGUUGCUGAUUCUAUUAAAUUUACCAUGUGGCCAUCAUUUGGAGGUAUACCCGGUUUUGCAAAAUCAACAUUCAUCAUCAAUAAAUCCCCAGACGACUAAAAAUAAAAUAAUAGAAUCUAAUCAGAAAAUAUUUAC
Molecule: messenger RNA, 2066 nt
Organism: Dictyostelium purpureum
Lineage: Eukaryota; Evosea; Eumycetozoa; Dictyosteliales; Dictyosteliaceae
Exons: 3
Coding region: 66-2030 (654 amino acids)
Source: RefSeq, a predicted model, not a curated record